Messenger RNA from Calypte anna (Anna's hummingbird), 1610 nucleotides. RefSeq names its product progestin and adipoQ receptor family member 7 (gene PAQR7). The coding region runs from base 346 to 1386 and encodes 346 amino acids. The transcript is spliced from 2 exons. Gene Ontology annotation, biological process: response to steroid hormone. Gene Ontology annotation, cellular component: plasma membrane. Gene Ontology annotation, molecular function: steroid binding; nuclear steroid receptor activity. The record is from RefSeq and is a predicted model, not a curated record. NCBI's taxonomy places the organism in Eukaryota, Metazoa, Chordata, Aves, Apodiformes, Trochilidae.
GGGCUGGAGGAUUCCCAGCAGGAUGUGCUCUGCUCCUCACCGAGAGGUGCUCGGGGCUGGGAACAGCUCUGCAAAUCCAAUCCUGCUCCAACAAGCUUGGGAGGACCUGAAGUAAACACAGCUCCUUUCCUGCCUGCCUGCUCUCGGCACAGCUUUUCCUGCCGUGUCUCCUUGCACAGCACCAGGGGGGGCUUUUCCCGUAGGAAUUUUUAUUUCCAGGCAACAUCGAGGGGGUCAGAGGAGGCUCAGCCCCUUCCCUGUGUCCCCCGGAGUCCUUGUGUGGGCAGUGCCAGCCCUGACACAGAGGUUGUUUUGCACAGCAGGGAUCCAGACUUUGGCAGCAUCAUGGCCACGGCUGUCACCGAGAAGCUCUCCCGCCUCUUCCUGAACGUGCGGCAGAUCCCUCACCUGCUGGGUCCCCUCUCCCCUUCCACUGUCAGCAGCUCAGAGGUGCCAAGGAUUUUCUGGAAGCCCUACAUCGACACAGGCUACCGACCCGUGCAGCAGACCUGGUGCUAUUACUUCUCCACACUCUUCCAGCAGCACAACGAAGCCAUCAACGUCUGGACCCACCUGGUGGCCGCGCUCAUCCUGCUUCUGCGCUUCCAGCAGCUCUCCCAGCGGGUGGAUUUUGGGCAGGACCAGCACGCCCAACCCCUCCUCAUCAUCAUCGUGGCCUCCAUCACCUACCUGACCUUCAGCACUCUUGCUCACCUCCUCCAGGCCAAAUCUGAGUUCUGGCACUACAGCUUCUUCUUCAUGGACUACGUGGGGGUGGCUGUUUACCAGUACGGCAGCGCCCUGGGGCACUACUACUACACCAUCGAGCCCAGCUGGCACGAGAAGAUCAAGGGGUUUUACAUGCCAGCAGCUGUCUUCUUAGCCUGGCUGUCCUGUGCUGGUUCCUGCUACGCCAAGUACCGGUACCACCAGUCCACUCACCUUCUGGGUCGGCUCUGCCAGGAGCUGCCCUCAGGCCUGGCCUACGUGCUGGACAUCAGCCCCGUGGUCCAUCGCAUCUCCACCGCGCCGCCCUCCGCGCAGGCCGACCCGGCCCUUCUCUAUCACAAAUGCCAAGUGGUUUUUUUCUUGAUUGGUGCCUUUUUUUUCUCGCAGCCUUACCCCGAGAAGUGGUUCCCUGGGAAAUGUCACUUUUUUGGGCAGAGCCAUCAGAUUUUCCAUGUCUGCCUGGUGCUCUGCACGCUGGCACAGAUCGAGGCGGUGGUGUUGGACUACGAGUCCCGGCGACAGAUCUACUCUGCUCUUCAGGGUGAUCUGGCACACAACUUCUCUGCCUUGUGCCUCUUCACCGUGACCUGCUCUGUCCUCACAGCUGUUUAUAUGGCCCAGAAGGUGAAGAACACGCUGAGCUUCAAAGAAGAGUGAGAGCCUCAAAGGGCAAGCAGGUGAGCUCACCCAAAGGGUCACUCUGCAGCCAGAUGUGGUGUUGCUGGUGUGGAUCCGGCCACAAACCUUGAGGGGAAGGGGAGUGAAAAGCUUUGCAAGGUGUUACACAGCAGCACUCUGCCGGGAGAGGAAAGCAAGAGCUGCUUUUUUAUGCUUUUAAAAUUCAGAAUAUAGUUCCAGCUUGCUCUAAAAAUGGGACACUG